CGCCAAUAAACAUACCGCCACAAUCUCCUUCUACAUAAACAGCCCUAAUCCUCUAUCUCAAUCUCAAUCUCUCAUUCAUCAUCCUCUUUUUUCAAUCUCGUUUAAAAUUAACAUAAUGAUGACGCCAGUGAAGAAAAGUAUCGCCAUUAGACCGGUGUCGUUCUACGGAAACGGGCUUCCUCGUCCUCGUUUCUUCGAUAAUCCUAAGUUCAAUGAUUACCGUGUUGAUCCUCCCCUCUCUGUGCUAGAUCCUCUUCUCUCAUGGGCGAGAGACGCUCACUGGUCAAUGGGUGGUCUCAACUUCACGCGUCUCCGUCUCCAAGGCCGGAUCGAAGGAAACGUCAACAAGCUCCGUGCACAGCUUGAGAAAUCCACCCCUGUGAAACUCGAAUCUGGAAGGAAGAAGAAGAGAUCUGGUUCUGAGUCUCCUCCUUCUGCUCCGAUUGUGGUGAAACGAAGGAGGUACUUAGAUCUGAACGAUUCUGAUGAUGAGGAAGUCGGAUCUGAAGAUGAAGGUGUGGUUAGAAUCAGGAGAAAACUCUCUGAUGAUUUUGAUAGAGUCGCUGAAGAAAGCAAGACUAAACUUGUUGAAGCUAACAAGAAAUCGAUUAAAUCUGAGUUUGUGGAGAAGAAGAGAUUGAUUGAGAAGAAGAAGAUCGUAAAAGUUAACAAGACAAGUUCAACGAGGUCAUCUCCAAGACUGGCUAAGCGUAGCUCUAAUUAGUUUUCAUAUUUAGUCUCUUCAAUAAUUUCUCUUAGGGUUUAGAAUUGUUGAGUACUUAGUUUGUUUUUUUGUAUUUGUGCUUAUAAAUAUGGAUUUAUCUAUGAACUCUGACCAAUGAACUUGAAUGCAUCAAGAUAUUUUUACUC
This is a messenger RNA of Arabidopsis thaliana (thale cress), 870 nucleotides long. RefSeq names its product microtubule-associated protein. Bases 116 to 724 code for a protein of 202 amino acids. The transcript has a single exon. Lineage: Eukaryota; Viridiplantae; Streptophyta; Magnoliopsida; Brassicales; Brassicaceae. The record is from RefSeq and is marked reviewed.